GAAGGAGAGAUAGAGAGAGAGAGAGAGAGAGAGGCUGGGAGUCUCAGUGAUAGAGAACGCGCACGCAAGAGAGAGAGAGAGCAACUGUGUGACAGAGGGAAAGAGAAUGAGGCAGGCUGCUUAGAGGAGUGAGAGAGCCAAGGAAGAAAUAAGGAACACAUUUUACAAGAGCAGGAAGAGGGAGGAUCGCAGACGAGGGACUCCUUCUUUACUGGGCACCUGGGACACAGUCACUGUGGGUUUUUUUUUUCACUCGUCUUCUAGCUGGAAUCAAGUGGAUUGACUAACCAACCGGUGGAUUUUUUUAAUAUACGUUUGUGCCACAUCAUUUAGAAACUAGGAUAAUUUCUCUUGCUGGCUCGACCGCUACAGACUGAGAUUGCUUUCUGUGCCUGUGCCUGUGCUCAGCUCUCGUGUUGUGAUUCUGCUCCGUGCACAAAGUGCAUCUGUCGGCAACCGGUGCUGAGGAUAUCUCCCCUCUGUCAAACAGGACAGCACGCAGCCACCGUUGGAUCAGACUACAGAGGAGAGAGAGAGGGAGAGUGCGUGUAUAUGUAAGAGAGGGAAAGAGAGCGAGAGAGAGAGAGAGAGGCAGUGAGAGAGUGUCAGAUUCACAGUGUGUUUGAGAGAGAGGCAGAUUAAAGCCCAGGCGAAAGACUGGAGUGAAACAGCUUAAAUAGAGAAGUGAACCUAUACGUCCUCUCCCGUUUUCCUUGCCAUCCCUUUCCUCCUCCUCUCCUCCUCCUCUUCCUCUCCCAUUUUCCAACAUUUACAGGACUGCCAGAGCUACUGCCACCUGCACCUCUUCACGUCUUCUCUUUCCUCUUCUUCCUCUACCUCACCCUUAUCACGCGUUACUAUCCGAUACCAGCUGCUGACAGACACGCUGCUCUUGGUUCUAGCACUUGUGGAAAUAUUUCCAUUGAUCCACCAGUGAGAGACUGAGUGAGCAUCCGCCCGAUACUGAGGCUCCGGACCGGUGAGGCAACCGUUCAUUAGGAGCUUCUCCAUCAGAGGCAGACCUUCUCCCAGCUGCUGUCCGGCACGCAGACCCUGCCUUCUCCCUGGAGGACUGGCUAACGACACAGUGUGAGGACAGUAAAGACAGGAAUUGCACAGCCCCUCCGCUGCCUCUAUCCCAUUGCUAGCUUCUUGGCAGCUCCCACCCCCGUGUCACCAUUCCCUGCCUCAGUGCUAAGGAUUCCAGCUACAUGGGCAAGCGAUUGGAGCAGCAGCCAAUGUACCCUCAGUACACCUACUACUACCCCCACUAUCUCCAGACCAAGCCCUAUGCUCCACCCCCUCAUCCAAUGGCUCCUCCCAGCCCUAGCACCAACAGUUGCAGCCAGGGAGGGGCGGAGCAGCUGAGUAAGACCAACCUGUAUAUCCGAGGCCUGCCACCUGGGACCACUGACCAGGACCUCAUCAAACUCUGCCAACCGUAUGGAAAAAUAGUGUCAACCAAGGCCAUUCUGGAUAAGAACACCAACCAGUGCAAAGGCUAUGGCUUUGUGGAUUUUGACAGCCCAGCUGCAGCACAGAAGGCCGUGUCUUCUCUCAAAGCCACUGGGGUGCAGGCCCAAAUGGCCAAGCAACAAGAGCAAGACCCCACCAACCUGUACAUCUCCAACCUGCCAGUUUCUAUGGAUGAGCAGGAGCUGGAGAACAUGCUGAAACCCCUGGGCCACGUCAUCUCCACAAGGAUAUUGAGGGAUGCCAACGGGGUCAGCAGAGGAGUUGGUUUUGCCAGGAUGGAGUCCACAGAGAAGUGUGAAGUAGUGAUACAGCAUUUCAAUGGGAAAUACCUGAAAACCCCGCCAGGCAUUCCAGCCCCCACGGAGCCUUUGCUGUGCAAAUUUGCCGACGGAGGGCAGAAGAAACGCCAGAGCCAGAGCAAGUACCCUCAGAACGGGAGGCCGUGGCACAGAGAAGGCGAGACUGGCAUGGCGUUAACAUACGACCCCGCUGCAAUGCAGAAUGGGUUCUACUCCUCGCCUUACAUCGCCACCAACCGCAUGAUCGCACAGACCUCCAUCACGCCCUUCAUCGCUGCUUCCCCUGUUUCCACAUAUCAGGUCCAGAGUACGUCAUGGAUGCCUCAUCAACAAUAUGUUAUGCAACCUACAGGUGCAGUGAUCACGCCAGCCAUGGACCACACUAUGUCCAUGCAGCCUGCCAGCAUGAUGGGCCCUCUCACCCAGCAGAUGAACCAUCUGUCCCUGGGCACUACAGGAAGUUACAUGACUGCUGCAGCCGCCGCGGCGCCUAUGCAAGGGACCUACAUUCCCCAGUACACUCCUGUGCCUCCAACAGCCGUCCCUGUCGAAGGAGUGGUGACGGACGCCUCCCCCCAGACAGUGGCUCCCUCAUCACAGGAGGUGGCUGGCCAGCAGCAACAGAUCCAGGUGGACAGUGCUGCCGACCAUGUUCCUGCUUACUCAUACCAGUCCAAAUAGCAACGGCCUGAGCGAAUGUUCCUGUGACAGCGUUGCCUUGAGACAGAAGGUGGCUGCACUGUGAAUGUGAGGAAAAGAGAAACAGAAAGAGAUUGCUUCCAGAUUGCCCAGGCACCAAAAAAGAGACACUUUUUUCAUUUCCUACCUGGCCUACAAAAAAAAAAACAAAAAAGAAACGCAAGAAGGAGGCAAAGAGUGCUGAGGAAGGGGAUGGGAAAAUUGCUGGGCACAGUGCAAAGAAGUGAAAUUGUUUAGUCUGGGAACCUGCCUGAAGGGCUGGGCUGAAGCUUGAAAAGUUUCUCAAAGAAAAUUAUCAACCAAUUUAAAAAAGAGGAAAAAAAGGAAAAAAAUCUAAUUAAAAAAUGACAAAAAAAAAGGUUGAAUGCGCAGGUAGGUGAUGAAGUUUAUUUUGUAAUUAGGAAAGGGGAGUCAAGUUUGAGAUACACACAGAGAUUGUCUUCCUCAGAUAUUAAGCUACAAUUUCUUUUCACUCUUUUUUAUGUUCUAGUGUUAAAUUUUAGUUUUCUAGAUAUAUUCAAAAACAAAGUGUUUUUUCUUUCUUGAAUCUUCAUGGCCUUAAUUUGAAGGGCGCCAGAAACUUUUUACAGAGUUCAACUCUGACGUCUGGUUAGGGACAAAAAAAAAAAAAAAAAAAAAAAAAAAAAAAAAAGCAAACAAAAUCAGUCUCUUGGACCACUUGGAGGGUACAAGACACUGGGUGAGUUGUUCUAAAGAGGAAAAAAGAAUCUAUCACAUAAGCUGUACAGAUUUAAUAGAGAAGAGCUUUUUUUCUUUUCUUCAUUAGAAGAAAACUUUGAUAAUUAUUAUGUCAGAGGUAACUAAGUGUCAGAAGAAAACAAAAUGUCUGUUGGGGGAAAAAGACUCAUGGGGGGGAGAUGAAGCUCUGAAGAGAUUUUUCACAAUGAGGAAAAAAUGAAAACAUAAGAAAACAUGCUGCAUUGUGGAUGCAGUCUGUUGCAAAUGCUGAACUUGUUUUUAUUAUCAUAAUUAUUAUUUUACAUGGCAAAGUUGCUGUCAAUGACAUUAGUGCUUUUUAUCUGCCACAUUUUACCUUUUUUAUGAGCUUUAAGAUGUUUUUAGCCCGCUUUGCUUGUCACACUGCAAAAAAUAAAAUAAAAAAACGAGAAGAAAAAAAUUAUAAAACGAACAAAAAAAACCUACAGAAAAAUUCUGGCAGUGAAAUAAAAACAGUAGAUUCAGUAGGAGCUUACGGUUUAAACCAAUCAGUGCAAAAGCAAUAGAAGAAAUUGUUGACAAUUUCUGUAGUCUUUCCUAGUUGUGGAUCAAAUGCAGCCCAUGGAUGGCCAUUUUUAUACCAAAGAUGAAGAGACACUCUGAACCAGAGUUUUGUUUUUUCUGUUUUGUUUUGUUUUUCCUUUUCAUUUUUCAGUUUGAUUUUGUUGUUGUUGAUGUUGAUGUUGUUGUUGAUGUUAAUGUUGAUAUUGUUGUUGUUGUUGUUGCUGUUGUCGUUGUUUUUUAUUUGACCUUGAUGGCCGGACCAGUCCUUACUAUCUUUCUUAACAUCUUCUUUUCACCGGGUUUAAGCUAAUUUUUCCACAGUUGUCCAAGCUGUCACCAACGCGCGCACACACAGACACAGACACACACACAUACACACAUAUACACACAGAGUAUGUACACACACAUGCACACACUUACACACUCACACACACCCAUCAAACAGUAUUUAAAUGUGUGAUGCAGCCGGUGGCAGCCCUACCAAAAGUCCUUUUCCUUCACUUCCUCUUCUUGUCUUUUCAUUUCUUUAUAUGUCUCAUCACCUUGACGAUGCUUUCACAUGCUGUGGGUGCAUUCCACCUCUCUCUCUCUCUCUCUCUCUCUCUCUUUCUUUCUCUCUUUCUUUCUCUCUUUCUCUCUCUCUCUCUCUUUCUCUCUCUCAGAUCCUGCAGGGAAAACUUUAGGAAACAGAUUUGUGGAACGUUGCUUGCUACGCUCCAUGGUCGUCAAAGCAUUGCUUCCAGCUUUGUCCUCGUAGUGAUUUCUGUCCUCAGUCUCCUUAUCUCUUUGACUCAGCCAUAACUAACUCAACCAUUUCUCAAAAUACCGAGCUUACAGAACUGGGAAUCUCCAUGCUGCUGUUUGACCUCAUUUUAAUCUCUGUCAUGUAGGCAUCACCAAACCUAGGACACAUUUUUGAGUAUUUAUCUGCUCAGAUUGCCAGAUGAGUGGUGUUUGCUGCAUGCUGUACAUCAGGUAAUUUGUUAAUCACAAACAAAACUCAACAAAACUGGCUUCAGUCUUCAGUAAUGAUUGCAUAAACUUUAUGGCACUAAUGGCACUGGCCUAAUGUAUGUAGCAGCCAGAGAAUAUUAAAUCAACUCUUUUAGAAACUAGUAGAAGUGCUUAAAGGAAUAGUUUGAUAUUUUGAGAAAUAUGCCUAUUCACUUUCUUCCCAAGAGUUACAUGAGAAGAUGCAUGUCGUGCUCAUGUCUGCAUGAGCUGCUGGUUAGCCUAGCUUAGCACAAAGACUGGACACUAGGGGAAAAAGCCAGGCUGGCUCUGUACAACUUUUUAAGAAAAUCACCCUCUAGCACCUCUAUGGCUCACUAAUUAACAUGUUAUGCUGGUUGAAUCCAUACAAAAACCAGUGAAAAAAAUGACACAGUUUUGUUUUAUGGGGAGUUAUGUGCUGGACUAUGCUUUGAUGUCCUAGAGUCUUGUUGUGUUUGUGCAGUUGACCAGCAGAGAGUGAUUAAAGUUAUUGUGAAAAAUGUCACACUAUUCCUUCAGCUGAAACAGACUCCACAUCUGUAAACCAGGAAACCUUUCUUUAUAAGAUCCUGUUUGCAUUGUACAACUGCCAUCACUCUGUGCCACUAACAAGGCACAGAAGAAGUGUGUUUAAAGGCUAGAAAGGGAUCGUCUGUCUUGAACCCCUGAUCAUUUGCCCAGUGCAAGCUGGGGAGGUCAGCACACCUGUGGGAACUAACUAGGCUCCUCACCAGCCAUAACAAGAUGUUGAUGGCUGCUCCCUCCGCGACCCCACCACUGAGUGUCAGUUGUACCCCUGGUUGUCCCAAUUUGUUGCACAAACAACCUCCGACUCAUCUCAUCCGGUCUUUCCAUCUCAGGGCUGCGUGAGGUUUUCAAUGACUUCAUCUCUGAGGAUUGCCCCUGAAGAAAUUGCCUGUGGGACAGCAGCCAUUUCUGCCCCCAUUACAGCAGCCUGUGUGUGUCAGGAGCACUGUGUGUCUGCUCUUUUCGCUCAUGCCUGCUCAGCUCUGCCCUGACCGUGGUGCUCCAGCACUAAAAAGACCCCGUUUUUUCCCUGCUUCAUUGGCACCAUUAAUGUGCCAUGGCCAAGCCGGGCUCCUUUGCUCUCAUUUUCCCUCGCUGUCAUUCUCUCCCUCGUCCCGCUCUCUCUCACGCACGCUCUCUCUUAGGUUUCUUCUCUUUAUUGGAUGGUGCAGAAGCAGAACCACAAACCAAUUUCAGUCACUCUCGCAAUGAGGCUUGACGGGCCCAAUUUGUCUCCCUCUGGGGCAAUAGGAUCCACUCCAGUGUCCCUCAAAAGACCCUUUUCUUCCAAACAGAGAAGGAGCUUUUUGUUUGGUGACAAUUGCAAUUGAGCUUUUGCAGCUAAUGUGACUCAUUCAAAUCGAAGUCCAGUGGCUGCAUUUUGGGACAAGAUGGCGCGUUGUGCAUAUUACAGGCAAGCUAUGUUGUCAUGCGAGGCGACAUUUGUAACUAACAAUCAAGUUGUACAUCGAGUGCCUUUUAACAAAGCUUCCAAAUGAUUCCAAAUUAUCAGUGUGAUAGUUAAAAAAGCAAAGCACAUGGGAGAGCUUGUUAAAGGAUGUGUGCUAAAGAAAUGCGACACAGUAUCGAAGCUACUCUAUGGUGCUAAAGAGGAAGCUGUCUCGGGCUUGUGCCUUCAUUGUGUCCACUGAUCUGUGUGACGUGUUGGCCACUGUUGAUCAUUUGGCCAUAAACAUGUGACUCACUCACUUCACAGGCCACCUGUCCACUUGACGACACACAAAAGAAACAAGAACGCAGGCUCCUGUUGUGGACUACACCUUUAAAUCCAUACAUGCAUUUAUUUUAUUUUCUAUUCAAAAUACCUGCUCUACGUUCUCAUCUUCCAUCCGCCAGCCGAGGUCAAAAGCCAAAUGUGUCAUUCAGACGUGUCUCAGCGAGUAUUCAGCCAUUUACCGUCCCAUCAAAUCAACACCUGCCCUUUUUCCUUUCAUCUGAUCUGCCACUCAACAUCUGCUUUCACUCGCCUCGAGGCUAUGAUUUGCUCUUAUCUCCCAAUGAAUAAGCCUCUGCCACAUUACAGUUCUUUAACAGCUAACAGCUGACAAAUGUUGGGUUUUAGAGCUCCCUGGACGUGCCCACACUGCUCAUCUGUUCGUCAUUGCUGCAUGGACUCACUCCUUCUGAAUCAUGUUUAAGUGUCCUGAUGAAACGACAGAGCUGCUACACUAUAACUCAACCAGUUUUAAGCUAGUAUGUGUGUGCGUGUCUGUGUGCGUGUGUGAGGAGUUGUUCUACAUAACUUUUAGUAAGGUUAUGAAUACAGCAUAGCUAUAGCCAAGUCGAGUUCUCUAGACUUUUACAGCUGCUGUUUUAUAGAGUACAGAAGCUUAAUAGGACUCAUAAUGCAGGAGUUGCACAUCAGAGAGCAGAGCGUCCUACAAAUGGCCUGAGUUUCAAUAGUAAUGGCAUUACGGGAAAUAGGAUUACAAAUAGUCAAGAGAUUACGGAGAGAAUGCACAACAAAGAAUAUCAGCUCUAUUUUGCUAAUGGAGAUUUAAAGAAAGAAAAAGAUGUUAAGGCAGGUGUUUGCUUUUGGUGCACGGUACUAAUAUUUCACAGAGAUCUGAGAGAUUACCUGACUGAACAAAUAGAAAUGGCUUUUUUCUUAAUAGCACAAUGGCAUAAAGUACCUUUUCAGAAUACCAAUACCUUGGUGGAAGUGUACAGGAGGCGUGCCUGCAAUUUUAAGGAGGCUGUAGCAGAAACGCUCAGCUCCCAGUCAGCCCAUGUGUCAGCACAAACCAGAAGCCAGCUAUGCCAAGAGAGAAAGUGUGUGUGUGACUGUGUGAGCAAGAGAGAGGGAGAGAGAAAAAGAAAGAAAAAGAAAAGGGGGAUCAUUAGCUCAUGUUGCCAGGCAGAAGUGGUCAUAGCCUGGAGUUUCUCUGUCUUCAUGUAGCAGAAUGUCCCCGGUGCAGAAUUGCAGGAGGUGACCAGCUUGACCCCUCUCUAAUUAGCAACACACACACUUCCUGUCUUUGCACCAUCAUACCCAGACAGAUUCUUUCUCUUCUUCUCUACACAGUCACUCACCAUUUUCCCCCUCUUCCAUUCUUACGUUCUGUAUUUAACAUACGUCACUACGUCCACUCAAAGUCCACAUUAUCAUCCUUUUCAUGUUGAAGUGAAAGACUCCAAUCUGCUGCUCUCUCAUUGUCUUAUUGGCCAGAGAUCCAGGGGCCCAGUUCACCUCAUUUCCAACAUGAAAGCUACAAUUUGCAACAUGAGAGCAUGUCCUCUCACGUCCAGGACUUUAGUUUAUCUGCAAUUUGCAGAUACUCAUUUCAGAAACAUGAUGCUGAAACACUAGCUGCAGUAGGCGUGUUAGCACUGCUUGUGUGUGCUGGGUUGCAGGUUAAUUUGCUGCUGUCUCACUGAGAAGAGACAGCAGGUUGGAGGGAUAAUGUUCUCAUUGGCAUAUCAUUCAUAUCGCUGAGUGUACCUUGGCUCUACUGGUGCUCCAACACUCUUCAUAGUCUGCAUACUGUGUCAGGAUGAUCCUGUUUGCUGCCAAAGUUCCAGAAAGGCUUGAAAAGUUUAUGCAAUCAUAUUUUAGGUUUUAUUAGCAUUUAAAAUGCAGUUCUAAGCAUAAAUUUGUGCUCAAAAAUGUACCUGAAAAUAUUACAAUGCAGUAAAUCUCACUCAUCUGGUGCCCCAAGAAAGUCAAAUCAAAUACUUUGAAUUGUUUUCGACCACUGUUUGAUGCAGGGAGGAGGAAGGAUGCAGUAGAUUUCUUUCCCCAUCGAUUCUCUUUGGAAAACUCACACACUCUCUACAAGGUGAAUCUGAUUCUCUGCGAGUUUACCUACUCUCAGAUAACAAAUAAAUACAGAUUUUUAGAUUUUACCUACACCCUGGUUUUCUCCAGUGUCAGUCUUUCAAGGUGAGGUGCUUUCACUGCCUUUUUGAAGAAGAAAAAACAGUCCGUCCCUUACUCACAGUUUCUCACAGUCACUGCCACCAUCUAAAUCUGACAUGAUUCAGAAAGUCAUUAAAGUAGUGUGGCCUCCACACUGUCACAGGAGUAAACUCAUUAGAUGUAAUACACGUCAUACUCAGUUGUUGCGAGGCUCUUGCAGAUUCACCCUUUGUGAACAGAGUUGUAGCCAUUCCACAUUGAUUCUUGUGUGUUAGGAAAAUAGUAGUUCAGAGUUACUCUCACAUCCUGUCUCUCACAGCAGAGUGUAAAGGAGAACCGAUGGCUCAAUAACUCAUCACAGACCAGCACACACACACACACACACACACACACAUACACACACACACACUUACACUCACACUCUCCACACACAUAAUGCAGUGGGAAAAUUGCUCAAACUACCCCCCACAAGAGCGAGGCCCUGUGCUUUUUAAUUGAUGCUUCGGUCCACCUUUGAUGAGAGCUAUCGAUUGGCCACACAACCCCAGGAGCGCAGCCAGCCAGCCAGCCAGCCAGCACACCCCUCAUGGAGUUCAAAUAGCUCCCUGAGAAAUACCAAAUCCAACAAUCACUAGGAAAUGGCCGACCAAAUUGUUUAGAGAUAGCCAGCACAGAAAGUGUGUUAGGCAUGGGACUCAUUUACCAGAUAAAAAGAAGAACUAUUUAUUAGGACAGCAGAGCGGUUUUUAAUUUGUUUUUUUUCUUCUUUUUGUUAGUUUUUCUCUUUCUGUUUCUUUUUCACUUUUUCUUUGUUUCAGCGCCGAGGAGGACAUGGUCACGCCUCGCACACGCUGCUCAGUGUGUGUGAUCUUUGAGAAACUAUCUGUACAUCUGUGGAUGUUAGGAUUUGACUUGGGUUUUAUGAGUUGUUUUUUUUCUCUCUGAUGAAGCUUUCAAUAAAAAAAUGUGGAAAAAAGCA
Lates calcarifer (barramundi perch) is the source of this 9595-nucleotide messenger RNA. RefSeq names its product RNA binding motif, single stranded interacting protein (gene rbms3). Gene Ontology annotation, molecular function: mRNA 3'-UTR binding; poly(A) binding; poly(U) RNA binding. NCBI's taxonomy places the organism in Eukaryota, Metazoa, Chordata, Actinopteri, Centropomidae. The coding region runs from base 1212 to 2456 and encodes 414 amino acids. Gene Ontology annotation, cellular component: cytosol; ribonucleoprotein complex; nucleus. The transcript has 14 exons. The record is from RefSeq and is a predicted model, not a curated record.